AUGUUUAUAUUGGUUGGUGUUAUAUUCCCUGAUAGUUCUUCAACGAAAAAUCUUUUCUCUGGUUUGCCAGCCUUGGAGGAGUUGACCCUAAUUCAUUGCAAUUUGAAGAAUGUCAAGGCGUUUUUUAUUUCUUCUCCCUUGCUUCAAAAAAUUAAAAUAGUAGAUAAGGAAGAUGAGGAAGAUGAUGGUCUGAAUUUUUCAAACAAAGUAGUGAUCUUCGGAACAAAUUUGAUGUCAUUUAAUUAUUCUGGUGACUUCCCAAAUGAAUAUUCAUUAUGUGAUUCAGCCUCAGUGAUUAACGCAUCUAUUAUGGUUCAAGUACCUCCUUCUCCCAAUUGUUGGGAUGACGAUUGCAUGAUUUACAGUCGUCUGUUCCAUUUAGGCCAUUUCGUGUUCAAACUUCUCAGAGAACUCCCAAAUCUGGAGUGGCUUACCAUCUCUGACGACUUUGUUUUGGCUCUCAGCAGAACAAGAUUACUACUUAAAUAUCUACCUUUUUUUCCUAAUUUGGUUGAACUAAAUUUGGACUCAAUCGACGGGUCCAUAGAUUUGUCCUACUCAGGAUUAUCGGCCAUGUUCCAUAACUCGCCCAAUCUCGAGGUUAUUAGAUUUGUGAGAGGGGUGUUUCUACCUAAAGAUGAUGCAACCUGCAUAUUGGAUUGCAUACCUAUGUGCUUUAGUACUGACCUUAAGUUAAUUGAGAUCUGUGACUUUGAUGGGGAAGAAGAAGAGUUAUUUGCAAUAAAAGUUUUGUUGCAAGCAGCAUCAGCAUUGAGUAAACUUAUUAUCCGGAGUUAUUCCUUUCAGUAUAAAGGUGAACAUAUUGAUAGAGGAGAGAGGUUAGAUAAGUUGCACCAGCAGAUCUUAAGGUAUCCGAGGAGGUCAAUGGAUUGCGAGAUAGAUGUUGAGCAUAUUGUAAUCGAGUGAAGAUGGAAAGAAUGGAGCCAAGAUAGUGAUUUGUUUGAAUUGUUGAGAUAUCAAACUUUAUGGAUUAUGUUUUGAUACAGCUAUAGAAUUUGCCGAUUGCCUUUCUGUUGUAGUUUUAGAAUUUACUCAUUGCCUUUCUAAUUUGUGUUUGUGAACAUUGAAACGCAACCACGAAUUUUGUUUAGCUCUAACUUAUUCUAUUGACAGAUAUAAGGUUGGAAGAA
Molecule: messenger RNA, 1151 nt
Organism: Arachis ipaensis
Lineage: Eukaryota; Viridiplantae; Streptophyta; Magnoliopsida; Fabales; Fabaceae
Source: RefSeq, a predicted model, not a curated record